AUGGUAACAUUUGCCUUAGGGAAUGUGAUUCCCGUCGGAGAUGGAGACAGGGGGCUCGAUGAGGAGGAGCUGGAGGGGAAUGUUGAUGUGGAUUCCGUGGUUAAGGUGUCUGAGAAUGAAGUUGAUGUUGCCGAGGUGGGCACCCCUGAGAUGCUGGUAGAUGUAGUAGUCUCUUCUACAAUAGAGGAGCUGCCGCUGGAGGUAGUCGUCUCUUCGGCGCUCGAGGUGCUACUGAAAGUAGUUGUUUCGUCCAGAACCGAGGAGCUGCUACUAGACAACGUCAUAGUCGUCUCCUCCACGCUGAAGGGGUUACUCAUAGAUGUCGUCGUCUCCACCGUGCUUGAGGUGCUAAUAUUAGACGUCGUAUUCCCUUCUGUAGUCGAGGACAUGGCACUAGACGUGGUAGUGUCCCCGGCGCUCGUACUAGAUGUGGAUGCCUCCUCUGAAGUCGAGGACCUAGUUAGCGUAGUGGUCUCAUCUGCUGUUGAGGAGCUGAUGGACGUAGAUGUCUCGUCGAUAGUCGAGGAGGUGCUGGAGUGUCUCUGCGGUCUAAGUUCUGGUGUCGGAAGUUGUCUCUUCGACGGUCGACGUGCUACUAGAGGUGGUUGUCUCUUCCAUGGUAGAGAUGCUGGAGGUAUCGGAGGUACUGGACUCCUCUACUGUCGUGGUAGUAGACGGGUCGGAGAUACUGGUUUCCGCUGUCGAGGUACUAGGCUCCUCUCCCGUAGAGGCACUGGUUGUAGAGGUAGGAGGGAGGUUCCUCGCGGCCACUACGUUCGUGUGGAAUACGCCUUCGAUGCUAGUGGCGGCUUUGAAGUAGCAAGUCCUAGAAGCAUAUCAACAUAG
This is a messenger RNA of Eremomyces bilateralis CBS 781.70, 846 nucleotides long. RefSeq lists its product as uncharacterized. The transcript has 2 exons. The coding region runs from base 1 to 846 and encodes 281 amino acids. The record is from RefSeq and is a predicted model, not a curated record. Lineage: Eukaryota; Fungi; Ascomycota; Dothideomycetes; Eremomycetales; Eremomycetaceae.